This is a messenger RNA of Rhincodon typus (whale shark), 4932 nucleotides long. RefSeq names its product maestro heat-like repeat-containing protein family member 1. Lineage: Eukaryota; Metazoa; Chordata; Chondrichthyes; Orectolobiformes; Rhincodontidae. Gene Ontology annotation, cellular component: cytoplasm. Bases 1 to 4932 code for a protein of 1643 amino acids. The record is from RefSeq and is a predicted model, not a curated record. The transcript has a single exon.
AUGACGAGCAGCAAAAUGGAAGCCCUGCUGAAUUCGAUUAUGGAGGUGCCUUUGGAUGAAAGUGGUUUGGUGAGCAGGACGGUAUCUGCAUCCCUUCAGGAACUGGGACACGUGGAUGCGGAAGGGGUCCUCAUGUUCUGUCGCAAGUACGUGAUCCACCACCGGCGGUUGCCCCUGGUCCAGCGCACGGCGCUGCUGAAGGCUAUGGCACAACUGGUGAGGGAAAACAUUGACGACGUGGGCCGAGGGGCGGCGAAGAAACUCAUCACCUUGGCUUCCAUCGAAAUGACCAAAACGAAGGACGUGUCCGAUGAGCACCAGGAGGUCGCGAGCCAGCUGUUGCUGAGUGUGGGCCAUUGGUUCACCAAGGAGGCUUUCGACGAGCUGCUCUCGAUGUUUCAACCAAAGAUGAGCCCCUUCUUUUUUGUGGUGUUGGCCCUGGCCAAUCUCUGUAAAGAGCACGUGCAUUUUGUGGUCCCCUUACUGAAGCCUGUGCUUCACACUGUGCUGAUGAUGCUCCCUACUGUAACAGAUGAGAAAACCAAAUGGGUGUUCUGCUUUGCUUUGGGGAUUUUUAGCGAGAGCAUUCUUGCCUACCUCUUUGACAUAGAGGAGGCCCCAGACCCCACGGUGAAGAAGAAUUUAUUCUUCCAGGAGUUCUCUGAGGCUUAUGACAUCCUGUUCAAUGUAUGGCUGCCCUUUAAUGAAAGGAAUGUGAGCACAGCAGUGAUCGAGACGCUGGGCCAGAUAACCCACCUGAUCCCCUUCGACAAGCUAGAGAAUGAGCUCCCCAGGUUAAUACCGGCAAUCCUCUCCAUGUACCAGGAAACGGCCAGUGAUUUCUGUGUCACCCAGGGCCUGUAUGGAGUUCUGCACACUGCCGUGGAGAGGAACAGCGAGGAGCUGUUGCUGCAAGUUGACAGUCUGCUUAUCAACUUGCACAAUCAGAUCUGCAUCGUGGUGGAGCAGUCGGCCGAUCCAUACUCUCAGAAACAGCAGAAAGAGAUCCUGUGCUGCUUCAAGCUCCUGACGCCAUCCUUUACAUUCCAGAUUGUGGAUUUCCUCCUUUUAAAGCUGGAAAGCACCAACAACCAGAUCCGACUGGGAACACUGAUGGUGCUGGAUCACCUCAUCAAUAUGGUACCGCUCUACGUAGCCAACCAAAAGAAUCAGAUUCUGGCCAGUAUGAAGUUACUGGUCUUAGCUAAUGAUAACCGAGUGAAGGGAAAGCUUGGCCAGGUCAUCUACACCAUGGCGCGGCACAAUUACCUCCAUUUGGAGGGAGGAAAGGAUAUGGUGGAGUUUGUCAUCCGACAGUGCUCUCUGCCUCCUGCAGAGAAUGAGAACCCUCUCGAGCACCCUUUCAGCGUCACUGACGAUGUGAUCACAGACUGCGAUUUACGGCGGUGGUGUGAGGAGUUGAUGAAAUUGUUGACAGCGUUACCCAUCGAAAACGUUCUCUGGCCAUUUCUCUUCGAGUUUAUCAUCCCCGUACGAUGCACAAACGCAUUGGCCACAGUUUGCAAUUCCUUGGUCGCCCUGGCGAUGAAGAAACUAGAGGCUGGGUUGACAGAGAGUUUUCUCAAUUACAAGGAGAAUCCCAAUAUUCCUGGGCCUCAUGCACUGCUAACCCAGCUGCUGACGAUGGCGUCUUCUCUACACGAGGGAAAAAGCAGGUGUGCAUCUGCUGUGGUCCUGCUGCAAGUCCUGGGCACGGAUAUCCACCCGGCAGCUCCUCAAGCCUGGGAAAAGGAGUUCCCAACUCUACUUGACUAUCUGCAGGAAAACUCAAAGAAGUCCAUGCUCCAGAGCCAAUGGGAAGAAAAGCUAAUAAACGUUUUGUUUCAGACCCUGGAGUUGAUCAUGGAUGAGGAUUGGCUAAGCCAACUUGUCAAAGAGCUGAUUAACUACCUUCACAGCCAUUAUAACUUUCCGCAGGAGAAAGGGUUCGUCUAUAAGUGUUUGGGAGCAGUACUGCAAAUGAUCCAGAGUGAAGAAGUGGUGAAGAGAAAUCUACAGGAGAUGCUACAGACGGUGAGGCAUAAUGAGGCAUUGGAGAAAGAUGGCUUAGCCAUUGGGAUUGGUUAUUGUGCUGUUACCCAUUUAGACAUGGUGCUGAACCUCCUGAAGGAAUUUGCAAAGUUGAAUAUUUUUAAGAAGACGGCGAGCUACUUUCAGAUUAUUAAGGACCAGGAGGAUAUUGAGAUAAUCAAAGUGAAAAGCACACUUAUCUCGUGCUACGGCCAUAUCAUAUCUUGCUCCCCAAAGGACCUCACGCCAUCCAGAAUAGACAAUGAAAUUGUGGAGAAUGUCCUCAACCACUAUAACAUCAAGAUCUUGGGAAUGAAGAUUGAGGUCAGGGACCUGACAUUGAAGUUAAGUCUGAUCAAGACAGUGACUCAGUUAGCCUUGACCAGCCAACCUGACAAAAUGCCUAGCUACAACUUCAGAAGAAAGGGAGAACUGCUGGGCUACAUGCAGGAGCUCAUUAAGGCUGAACCAAUAGAGGUACUCCUGACCCCUGUCCGAAAGUAUGCCAUUAACGCCUGCACGGCCCUCUUAAAACUACAGCCCCAGUUUGGUGAAAGCAAGCAACUUGUUCAGACGUGCCUGAGUAGCGUUUUCAACUUGCCUCGACUGGAGUCCGACGCAGUCGAUGAGCACCCAAACCUGAGCUUGGCGGACAGGCAGGCACUGUUUAAUGAGACCGUGACCUCGCUGCUGGAUUUUCUGAAGCAGCUUUUGCUUUGUGACCUGUCGCCAGCUGGACUUCAUUCAGCGUUCACCAACUUGGAGACCUGGAUUCAGUGCAAAAAAGACUAUGCACGAGAAAUGGCGAUCGAGACCACAUUGCAGCUCUUGGUGUUUUACCUGGAGCACAUUGGCACCAAAGAGAAGGUUCAAUCGCAUAACCUGGGCGUUCUCAUCGGGCACAUGGUGCUGCGAUGCACAGAUCCAUCACGUGUUGUAAGGGAGAUGGCUAUUGAAUGCUUGUACAUCCUCCUCUACAUUCAGAUACGUUUUGAGGGGCUGCCUGUAGAUCAGAAAGACACAGAGGUGGAACACCUGAAAGCCAUCAAAGAUGGGUUACAUCAGGGCAACUGCCAACCCAUGUUUCAGGUCUGCACCGACGUUGGCAAAGUGCUUUCGAAAUGCAUGCCCCGUGAGCAGCUGUUGAGUUUACUCUUCACUUUGUUCCUCGGUCUCACUGACAGUCAAUCCAACGGCUCCUUCGCGGCCUCAAUUGUCACCAAUGUCCUCGUUACAAAACGUGGUGCCGGCCUCACUGAUGCCCCGAUGGUUAUCAAAGCCCUCCACAAGGAGUUGAAGUCAAUCAGCCAGCCGCACAUAAUACGCAUGGGGGUACGUUCCAUCUCCAACCUGGCAGCCCAGCACGUGCCGCUUAUAUUACCUUGCCUCCUGUGGUACCCCGUCCCGUUCGACGAUCACAUUCGCGAUGUCUGGCGCUCCCUCCUCAAAACCAACUUGGUUGCCGUGCACUCCAUCAAGUAUCUGCUGGACAAUCUGAAGCUUUUGUAUGAAAGCAGCAAAGAGUCGCUCUUCAGCGAUGAGACAAACUCAGAGCCGCACCAGCCUCAAGCUGUGAUCUGUGCUCUCCACCAAAUGAUCUGUAACCAGGACUCGAACGCUGUGGUCGAGAUUCUUUACUCCCAGAUAUUCAGCACAGUUCUGAUUCAUCUCAGUUCCAGCGUCCAGGCCCGAUUGCCUCAGGACUUUUUUCGAAUCCAGGCAGAUAAGACAUCCUCUGACCUCCCUCAGAAGCCUUGUCAUAGCACGGCCUGCCAUUACUCCAUCGAGAUACUGCAGGCGCUCUUGGGGGAGGGGACGGGAGCAGUAACAGACAUGACCGAGAAAGGAGGCUGGGACCUGAUCAAACAAGCCGAGGUGCACCACGAGGGGGUAACGCUGCUGGCCAGCACCAUGGCCAAAGUUGCCGCCUCCCACUUGAUCAACAUCAUCGAACUGCUGACCCCUGUCCUGUCAAACAUCCAUGAGUGCCAGCGGAUCACGGCAACGGCCUACUUUGGAGAGCUUCUCAACCACCUGGUGGUGUGUGAACUGACGUUGACAGACACGCUGGUGGGCAGCCUGCUCCGCUGUCUAAUUGACGAUUCGCCUGUGGUCCAGUGGUUGGCAGUCAAGGGCCUGGGCCACACUGGGAGCAGGGCCUUGCACAAGACAGAGAAAUAUGUGGCUAAGCUGCUUCCCGCGAUGGUGUCCAUCAUGGAUCAGAAUUGCAAAGUCAACGCCCUCCUGACCAUCGAGGCGAUGACGAGCGUCUCGAAGAUCUUGGAUAACCUGCACCAAGACUACACCGACGCCAUCCUUAUUGAGCUGGCAAUGGCGCUGCAGGCUUUCUUUGAGAACCGCCAGGAGAGGGUGAGGGCCGCUGCUGUUGGCGUAGUGGGGAACCUCCUCCGAUUUGGCAGCAUGCAGAGGAACCCCGUGUACCUGGAGUACAUCUACACAGCCCUGACCAGCCUGCUGCUCCACCUCAACGAGAAGAACGAGGAGGUCAGGCGAGCCUGCAAACACGUGCUGACCCUGGCCGGUCCCUGGCUGCCAUCGGAGAGGAUGUGCAAACACCUCCAGGAGCUUGCUCUUGAGAACACGGAGCUGGACUACGAGAGCUAUCUGGAGGCGACCGCCCAGCUCAUGGCCGAGGAAUUGCCCUCAAGGGUCGUCCAAUGCAUCAAGAGCUGCACCACCUUCUUCAAGAGCGGGCAGACGGAGAUGCGGGAGAACGCUGUCACAUUUGCGAGUUUCCUCAUGCAUCACGCCCCAGCCGGUUACCCUCAAUCGCUUGGCGCCAAUCAGAUGUGCAAGGAGGUCCUCACCUUGCUGUCGGACCAUGUGCAGAGUGUUCGCAUCAAAGCAAUGGCUGCAAUCCAGCGACUGUACAUGUACUAA